Molecule: messenger RNA, 1163 nt
Organism: Striga asiatica
Lineage: Eukaryota; Viridiplantae; Streptophyta; Magnoliopsida; Lamiales; Orobanchaceae
Source: the annotation of a GenBank genome assembly
AUGGCCGCGGCGCCGGACGGCGUCUCAAUCCGAGUGCACCCGCGGCGGGGCAGCAACGUGAUCCACCCCGUGUCUCUGGAAGCUCCGACGCCUCCCGCCGCGUCUCAGAACGCCGUCGUUUACCGGGAGGUGAAGCAUUUCAAGAAAUGGUUCCCGUGGCUGAUACCUUUCUUCGUGGCGGCUAAUGUCGUGAUGUUUGUUAUUACAAUGUAUGUGAACAAUUGUCCUAAAAAUUCUGUGUCCUGCGUUGCUGCUGGGUUUUUGGGGAGGCUUUCGUUACAACCGUUUAAGGAGAAUCCCCUUCUCGGGCCUUCUUCCACAGCUCUAGAAAAGAUGGGUGCUUUAGACGUGGGUAGAGUUGUGCACGAGCAUGAAAUUUGGCGCUUGAUCACCUGCAUAUGGUUGCACGGUGGAGUUUUCCACCUACUUGCCAACAUGCUGAGCCUCUUAAUCAUCGGCAUUCGACUUGAGCAGGAAUUCGGAUUCCUGCGCAUUGGUUUUCUUUACCUCUUGUCGGGAUUUGGUGGGAGUUUGAUGUCUGCUCUGUUUAUCCAGUCGAACAUAUCGGUCGGUGCUUCGGUGACGAUUAUCGUGAUCAACCUUGCGGUGGGAAUUCUCCCUCACGUGGACAAUUUCGCCCACAUUGGAGGGUUCUUGUCGGGCUUUCUUCUGGGCUUUGUUUUCUUGAUUCGCCCGCAUUUUGGUUGGGUUAGCCAGAGAUAUAAUAGCCCAAAAUUCAAGGCGUACCAACGCAUACUUUGGAUGCUUUCGUUAAUCGGAGGUAUGGUUUUGCUUCUUCAUGGGGAGGACCUAAACGAGCACUGUUCGUGGUGCCAUUACCUUAGCUGUGUCCCGACUUCCAUGUGGAAAUGCAAUACACAGCCCGUCUCGUGUCAGGUUGAGCAAAUGCGGAAUCAGUACACUCUAACGUGCUCGAAUGGCGGAAAAAACGGUACAUUUUCGCUCGUUAGCCCAACUCCUGAGCAGAUACAAGAAUUGUGUCUUCAGCUUUGUGGAUAGACUAUAGUUAGUUUUGUUGAUUUUUUUUUCCUUUUUAAAAUUAGUAACUAUAUAGAAGAUGUGAUAUAAACUGUAAAGGGAUUGGGUUAAGGGAUUUAUUUGUUAAUAUUAUUCUUAUAAAUUUAUUUCUGCUUAUUAUUAUU